Molecule: messenger RNA, 1596 nt
Organism: Aspergillus wentii DTO 134E9
Lineage: Eukaryota; Fungi; Ascomycota; Eurotiomycetes; Eurotiales; Aspergillaceae
Product: putative MFS transporter
Exons: 7
Coding region: 1-1596 (531 amino acids)
Biological process (GO): transmembrane transport
Cellular component (GO): membrane
Molecular function (GO): transmembrane transporter activity
Source: RefSeq, a predicted model, not a curated record
AUGGACAUCGAGCAGGGUAAAGGCUCUACGCACAAGGAUGACGAGGACACGCAGUCAUCCAAAGUGUCGAUCGGCGUUGGACAGGAGCAGCUGGCUGGUGUUACUCCUCCGCAUGAGUCGUAUGAGGGAUAUCAUCGAUUCGAUCCGACCGCUUCAUGGACGGAAAAGGAGGAGAGAAGCGUGGUUUGGAAGACGGAUUUGAUGCUGUUGACCUGUAUCUGCUUUAUGUUCUUCGGUCUGCAAUUGGAUCGUGGCAAUCUGUCCAAUGCCCUGACGGAUCAUCUCCUGAAAGAUCUCAACAUGACCAGCAACGACUACAACAAUGGAACAACAAUCCAACUCGUCUGCUUCCUCGCAGCGGAAUUCCCCGUCCAACUCCUCAUCAAACGAUACGGUUUCCGCCGCGUCUUGCCCAUCAUGAUGCUGGCCUGGAGUCUGGUCUCCUGGACACAAGCCUGGAUGACAAGCCGGGCUGCAUUCUACAUCACUCGUGCGUUGAUCGGUGUUUUCGAGGGCGGAUUCAUCCCCGGAACGAUUCUAUUCGCGACUUACUUUUACAAAACGCGAGAGCUUUCUGUGAGACUUGCGUUUUUCUGGUCGACGCUUAAUGUUGCUCGUAUCAUCUCGUCACUUCUUGCAGCGGGGAUUCUGCAAAUGCGUGGCGUUGAAGGAAAGACAGGCUGGUUCUGGCUGUUUCUCAUUGAUGGACUGUUGACUUUUGUCAUUGGUCUUUUGAGCUAUUUCUACCUCCCCAGUUCACCCACAAACACCAAAAGCCUCCUCUACCCCCGAUCCUGGUAUACCGAGCGCGAGGAAGUCAUCAUGAUAAACCGCCUCCUCCGCGACGACCCCUCCAAAGGCCUCACGCACAUCAGCGAACACGCCACAAUGCACGACAUCCUCAACGCCUGGAGCGACAAAUCCAUGUGGGGACUCUACCUGAUCGGCCUCAUCGCCUACAUCCCCCAAAGCCCCGUGCAGUCCUACCUCUCACUAACCCUAACCCGACUGGGCUUCUCAACCUUCGACUCGAACAUGCUCUCCAUUCCAUCCGCGGUGCUGCAGAUCAUCGUCAUGCUGAUCCUCUCCAAGAGCAGCGAGUACUUUGGCGAGCGGACGUUUCACUGCUUUCUGGGCGAGUUCUGGUCAAUACCGCUGCUGGCUGCGUUGCUGGGACUGCCGAGUUAUGGGUAUAAUUGGCCGCGGUUUGCGAUUUCGACGCUCAUCUCCGGGUAUCCGUAUUUUCAUCCGAUUGUGUCGGCGUGGAUUUCGGAGAAUACGUUUGAUGUUAAGAAGAGGGCUAUUACGGCUGCGACGUAUAAUGUUGUCGUGCAGGUUGGGUCGGUUAUUUCGUCUCAAAUCUAUCGUUCCGAGGAUUCUCCGUACUACUAUACCGGCAAUAAGGUUCUUAUCGCCAUUUGCGCUCUCUCGCUGGUGGUGUUUGUCCUUCAGCGCCAGUUUCUUGUUCAUCUCAACAACCAGAAAGAGAAGAAAUGGAGUGCCAUGAGCUCUGAGGAGAGAGUGAUCUAUCAAUCUGACCGCGAGGCUCGUGAAAUGGAUGGUAAUAAGCGGCUGGAUUUCCGUUUCAAGUACUAA